Vitrella brassicaformis is the source of this 1168-nucleotide messenger RNA. Lineage: Eukaryota; Vitrellaceae. The record is from the annotation of a GenBank genome assembly.
AUGGGCGGCCGCCACAGCACUCCACGGCCACAGCAGCAGGUGGCCUUGACGUCAGAGGAUCUUUAUUUGGACGAGUCUGAAGUCGCCGCCGCGUCGCUGAAGGGCCUGGGCUUUGUGGACUGGGGAAAGCCGCAGGAAGGCCGCGAGGGCCGCCAGGAGGGAGAUCGCGCGGGGAUGACGAGGGAGAUCCCCACCGGCUGCCCCGAGGCUGACGUGGAUGGCUGGUGCGUGGUGGGCGACGAUGAUAACAUGUAAGCUUGCUUAAGUGGCCCCUGUUACUACUUGCAAUGGACACACACAUAUUGCACUCUGGCGCCUUCAUUCAUUCAGGCCCGCCACCGCCACCAUCGACGUGCAGCCAGCCGGAGGCAUCACCGCUCCCACGCCAGCAGCACCAAGUGUCGAGCCCAUCACCUCACCCGAGACCGACACACAGCAGCCGCCCCACCCUGAGGUCCCCUCGGCUGACGAGCAUGCCGCCGCCACAGAGGCGCCGCCAAGCGAAGAGCCGCAGGCCGGCCCAUCCCAGCAGCAGAAGGAGAAGAAAAAAAGUGGUGAAGAAGCCGGAGCGGGUGUGCAAUUUUGAGGGCCUGGCCCACCUCGUGGCCAAGUACAAGGAUGUGCCUUACUAGCCGCCGGCACCGCCCCCCCUGCCGCCCGCCAGCACCUGGAGAGUGCUCCCGGCGUACACCAAACGCAGGGGCAACGAGACGGUCAUCACGUUCCACAUCGUCCUGACGCCCGACGACAAGAGGGUGAGGCGUGUGGCCAUCAAGACGGCCCUGACCGAGAGGGCGGCAGAGGACCUCAAGAGGGAGCAGGUGUACCGCUGGUACAUCAACCGGGCCUGCAAGCAGGAGUGGCAGCGCGACGCCAUCCAGCAGGCCUACAAGGAGCAGUGGCCAGACCACUACAAGUACCCCCACGAGCGGACCGAGGAGGAGAACAAGCCAAGGAGUGAUCCGGAGAUCGCGCAGGUCAGAAAUGGAAGGUCGCACAAGUCGUGUCUCACUCAUGACUUUCCGUGCAUAUGUGUGUGUAUACUUUGCAGCGGUCCAUCCCUGCCUACUUUUUAUAUUUCGAAGAGCCUUUUUUGCGACUUCGAUCCCCGCCCUCAUACUUGCGGUGCACAAGAUGGCGGUGCCCGGGGAUGUAUGGGAGGCCAUAG